Messenger RNA from Wyeomyia smithii (pitcher-plant mosquito), 1183 nucleotides. RefSeq lists its product as uncharacterized. The record is from RefSeq and is a predicted model, not a curated record. The transcript has 3 exons. The coding region runs from base 290 to 727 and encodes 145 amino acids. NCBI's taxonomy places the organism in Eukaryota, Metazoa, Arthropoda, Insecta, Diptera, Culicidae.
AUUGCUUACCUUUCUAGGAGAAAGGCAAAAACACUGUUGUUUCUACCUAUGGAGUACACUGAAAGAAAUGUUAAGUAUUUGUUCGAAUAUACUUGUAUGACGUCAGUCAGUAUUUUUAUAAUAUCAGAUUGAAAAAGGUGACUCCAGAUUGCAAUAUUACCCCUGGUGACAGGCAGACAUAAUAUGCAAUGCUGGUAAAGAAAUGCAGAUCAAAGGCAAGGUUUUUAAAAAAGGAUUAUCGAUUUCAGAAUGUGUUGCACCAGACAUUUUGUCAAGCAUUGAUUCCUGAAUGAUAAUAUUUCAUGCACGAUGCAUACAAAACAAACGCAAAGUACGGCGCUUCUCGUCUAGGUUAAUAUCGUACACCUCGUGCAUUGUUUUUAUUUUAGUCUCCCCUUGUCUGCUGCAAACGCUGCCGUACGUACGACGCAUAUUUGCGUCUCAAACAACUCCUGUCAUUAACUACACAACAUCAACGGAUCGGUUUCACACACAUUCAGUCCAUCGGUUCGAUACAAACUUGUUCCAGCUUCGGCCAACGAGUAAUUCGCAAGCUGCUGACGAGAACCGCACUGACGAUAUAUUGACCGUCAGCUUGCCAUCACCCCACAUUGCGCCUUCUUGUGCCAUACUGCCGUGCAGCGCCCUGGGCGCUAUUGCUACUGUUCCUACGGAACGUGCGUCCGUCUGUUCGUGCGGCUAUUAUACAUCGAAGGAGAACUUCUAGUGCCGUAGCGGAACACUCUCGGGUAUAAUCCCAGCCUUUUCAAAUUAUCUUUGUAGCUUGGCUGAGGUUCGUAGUUCCAGGCUAACUCUAAAAUCGUGAACUAAAUAAUUUAAACAAUUCUAACGUUUGAAAUUGCGGAAUGUUACCAUGAUUGUACUGAAACGGAAGUGCUCGGACUGAUUCGAAUCCUAGCGAAAGUAUUACCAACAAGCCUAUACACUGCAUUUUGAACCGAACUCUUUCAAAACAACACGACAACUGAAUGUCUCUUCAACUCUAAUUUGCUUAGGUCAAUAUCAGGUAUACAAUAGUGCAGGUAAUUACCCCAGAAGAAAACAGAAAGGAUCAAAAUGCAAAACAAAGGAGAGCCAAAAACUGCGGUACGGUCAUAAAAUUUUCUAUUUACAAAAUCACUUCCACUUGCAGUUAACUGCCAAACACUGCCUUAGCCUACGG